AUGCUUGACGGACUUUGUCACAAGUUGAGUAAUGAACUAUGGCUACAUGGUGAGGAGAUGAUCACGUUUCUCCGAGACAAAUAUGAAGUCGAAGUGUCGGUCAGUCGCACCACAUGGACUUUGCAGUCUCGUAAAUGGUCCAAGAAGAUAGCCCGUGGUGUUGCGAGGCAAACAUAUUCUCCAGAUGGGAUCGUGUUGUCGCGCAUCGUUAGAGGCUCGACUGAUCAUGUCAUGUUUGAGGACUUUAUUAAACAGCUGCUUUGUCAUUGUGGGAAGUUCUCACAACGUAAGUCCGCCCUUGCGAUGGAUAAUGCAAGCUUCUACAGAGAUUGCAAGGUAAGAGAGCUAUGUUCUGCUACAGGAACGGAGGUUCUCUUUCUUCCAGCCUACUUACCAGGCUUGAACCCUGUAGAAGAGCAUUUGCGAGAAGUAGAAGGCCUUACGAGGAAAGAGCAGUAUGCCUAA
This is a messenger RNA of Fusarium graminearum PH-1, 465 nucleotides long. RefSeq lists its product as uncharacterized. The record is from RefSeq and is a predicted model, not a curated record. NCBI's taxonomy places the organism in Eukaryota, Fungi, Ascomycota, Sordariomycetes, Hypocreales, Nectriaceae. Bases 1 to 465 code for a protein of 154 amino acids. The transcript is spliced from 2 exons. Gene Ontology annotation, molecular function: nucleic acid binding.